This is a messenger RNA of Aspergillus clavatus NRRL 1, 324 nucleotides long. RefSeq lists its product as uncharacterized. Lineage: Eukaryota; Fungi; Ascomycota; Eurotiomycetes; Eurotiales; Aspergillaceae. The record is from RefSeq and is a predicted model, not a curated record. The transcript is spliced from 2 exons. The coding region runs from base 1 to 324 and encodes 107 amino acids. Gene Ontology annotation, cellular component: mitochondrial inner membrane peptidase complex.
AUGGCGCCCCUCGUCCCGGUCUUCCACGCCGAAGCGCUCCCAGACCAUGUCAACGUCGUCAGCCGGAACUUCCAGGAAAGGCGUCGCAAAGGAGGUCCCGUCGAUCUGAAGAAGUGCAAGCUCCUCGAAAUGGUGCAGUACUCGUGCAACCCGCCGCAGGAUGGAAUCCCCAAGCCCGGAGUUGUCGUGUGCAAGCCGAUCGUCCGGCUAUUCCGACGGUGCGCCGGCGGUUUAACAGUCGAAACGACAGCGUGGGAACCCAUACGCAUAGCGGAAGAAGAAGCACAGCGGAAACGCGCAGCAGAGGAGGCGACCAAAGCCUGA